AUUCGCGCGCGUCCUUUUUUCUAGAAAAAACUGAAAUGUCAAAUGGAAGCCAGACUUGAACGGUCCGGCUUAGCUUCUAGAUUCCAGGCCACGAAAUUCCAAUUUUGCCCUCCCUUGGCGGCUCUAAUCUAUGGAAGGAGUGAAGACAUAGUCGUAACUACGUCCAACAAUCAAGGGCAAUUGUCGGUACUCCGGCACCCUCCUCCGCUCCCCGGCGGACGUCACUCAAAUUGAUUGCAAUAUUACCGUAUCGGCUCCCAUUAAUUUAUACCAGACCUCUUCCUCCCGCGUAAUUACAUAAACCGCCACUUCCCCAUUGAUUGCCGACUGCAUUCAUACAUUUCUCUGCUUCAAUUCCAUACUCUCUCUCUCUCUCUCUCUCUCUCUCUCUGGUUUGAUUCAUGGCUUCUGCGGAGUUGCAGGGGAGUUCGGAUAGUGUUCAGGGACCAGAAGAGGGUCAUGGAAGUUCGCAGAAGAAGCCCGAAAAUAUUAAGAACAGAAGGCGCAGCAAGAAGAGGCAUUCGUACCUGUUGAAAUUUGGGUGCUUCAGAUCGGAAGAUGAUGAUUUUCCUACCGUGGAAAGAUCGGACGGCGGUAGGAAGGGGUUGGACAUGGUGGCUGAUCCUGCAGGAGAGCGUCGCGCGCCUGCCCAUCUGGUCAUAUUGGUUAACGGUCUCGUUGGCAGUGCGCAAAAUUGGAGAUAUGCUGCAAAGCAGUUCUUGAAGAAGUAUUCCCAAGAUGUUAUUGCUCACUGCAGUGAAUGUAAUCCUUCAAGGCUGACAUUUGGUGGUGUUGACGUAAUGGGAGAGAGAUUAGCACAAGAGGUAAUAUCAGUCAUAAAACGUUACCCAGAUGUGCAGAAGAUCUCAUUUGUGGGUCAUUCAUUAGGUGGCCUUGUAGCAAGGUAUGCUAUUGCUAGGCUUUAUGGACGAGAUCUGACAAUGGAACUAUCACAAGGUCAUGAGAAUCAUAAUGGUGAGAGACCUGGAGAUCCAUGCCUUGAAGAUAAAUAUAGAGGUAAAAUUGCUGGGCUAGAGCCGAUGAAUUUUAUCACAUUCGCAACACCACACCUUGGCUCAAGGGGGCAUAAGCAGGUGCCUGUGUUCUGCGGCUUCAACAGAAUGGAAAGGGCAGUAUCUCAUAUUUCGUGGUUUCUUGGAAGAACUGGUAGGCAUCUGUUUUUGACCGAUCAUGAUGAUGGAAAACAGCCUCUUCUUCUUCGGAUGGUCAAUGAUUGUGAAAAUCUUCCAUUUAUGUCAGCUUUGCAGUCCUUCAGGCGUCGUGUUGCCUAUGCAAAUGUACAUUUUGACCAACUCGUGGGAUGGAGUACAUCAUCUAUACGAAAGCAAAAUGAACUUCCCAAGCGUCAACAAUUUUCAAGCCACGAUAAAUAUCCACAUAUUGUCAAUGUAGAGGAAGCGACAGUUGCCAGUUCAAAACAAGAAGUUUCUUCGGAAGCCAACAUCAAGAAAUCCAAGACCAUAGACAUGGAAGAGAAAAUGAUCAGAGGUUUAACAAAAGUAAGCUGGGAACGAGUUGAUGUUGAUUUCAAGGGAAGUAGACAAAGAUUUCUCGCACACAGCACCAUUCAGGUGAAAAGCUACUGCAUCAAUUCUGAUGGAGCUGAUGUAGUUUUACACAUGGCUGACAAUUUUCUUCUAUGAAGCCGGGUUAUUUUACUGGCACAGUCUGCAUAGAGCUGGAUAAAUGUGCAUAUAGGUUUGAUUUUUAAAAAAUUAAAACAAAAAAGAAGCCUUGUAAUCUUUAUGCAGUUUAUUCUUCUUCAUUAUGAGCUUCAAAACUCACCUGAUUUUUCAUUUGUGGAGUGUGGGAAUGGGUGUAGUCUGUAGAGAGUUUACUGAUCCUUGCUUACAAUAGCCCUUGUUGAAAAAUUUUGUAAAUCAAUAAAUGUAAUUUUUUGAGCUUUUACUUGUAAACAUAGUUCAUUCUUGUUCUUC
Messenger RNA from Malania oleifera, 1958 nucleotides. RefSeq names its product lipid droplet phospholipase 1. Lineage: Eukaryota; Viridiplantae; Streptophyta; Magnoliopsida; Santalales; Ximeniaceae. The record is from RefSeq and is a predicted model, not a curated record. The transcript is spliced from 10 exons. Bases 402 to 1664 code for a protein of 420 amino acids.